AGAGUCCCAAGCAGACUCUGCGCUGAGAGGGGAGCCUGAUUCGGGCUCGGUCCCAUGACCCCGCGAUCAUGACCUGAGCUGAAACUGACACUUAACUGACUGCACCACCCACGUACCCCUGUAUGCACUAAAUCUUAAAGGGGAAAUAGAAGGGAAGAAUAAUUUUGCCUCAUUUACUGAAUAAGUAGCCAUCAUUAGAAAAUGUAAAUAAAGCUACUUACAGUACUUCUCUCGUUUUAUAAAAACUAGCUUUUGUGGUGAAAACAAUGUGCUAAAAUCGUGUUUUAUUUCGCUUUUGACAUAAUUCAGUAAUUCUUUUUUUUGUUUUCAAGAUUUUUAUUUAUUUAUUUGUCAGAGAGAGCGAGCACAAGCAGGGGGAGCAGCAGGGGGAGAGGGAGCAGCAGACUCCCCGCUGAGCAGGGAGCCCGAUGGGUGGCUCCAUCCCAGGACUCUAGGAUCAUGACCUUAGCCGAAGGCAGACACUUAACCCACUGAGUCACCCCAGUGCCCCUAAUUCAGUAAUUCUUAAGAUAUAAAGACCUAAACAAAAUGUAAAAUUCACAUGGAGGCCAUAAAAGGAAGACAUUAGUUUUUACUGGUUGCACCAAAAGCAGAAAAAACAGAGGAGUCUGUUUUCCUUUCAUUCAGCACCUUUUGUGUGUCUGUUGAGGAAACGUCAAAAAUCAAGCUUGACCUGCAUCUGCGGACGCCAGUAGCCAAGUCACGUACGUUGGCACUUUUAGUGCCAAUAACAGGAGAAUAUGGACACACUUCAGGCUCAUGGUUUCAUACCCCACACCGUGAAUCUGGUGGUGAUUCAGACAGGAGAGGCCCUUGCCUUCAGGAAUCUGGUGUUUCAGUGGGACCAACCUCGGGUUGGGGCCAGAGGAACUGAGCCCCAGCUCUGUGGCUCGAAAUCGGAUAAGUCACUUUGAUGAAUUCACCAGGCUUUCAUUUCUGCAUCUGUAUAAUGGAGCUUUUCACGGUUUCUGGGAGCCUGAAAUACAAUGAGAUAGAUAGGACUGUGCUGGGUAAACCCAGACCAAUGUUUAAGUUGGUCAUUUUUACUUCUUCUUCUUUUUUUUUUUUUUAAGAGAAAGCGUGCAAGUGGUUGGGGGAGGGGCAGAGGCGGGGGACUUCCAAGCAGGCUCCACGGCCAGAGCAGAGCCCGAUGUGGGGCUCGGUCUCAUGACCCUGAGAUCAGGACCUGAGCCGAAAUCAAGAGCCAGAUGCUUAACCAACUGAACCACCCAGGCUCCCCUGGUCAUUUUUACUUCUGAACCACUGAAUCUGUUGGGAGUAUAUUCAGUCAUUUGUAAUGGAACCUGACUGCACUGAUGAGGCAAAUGGGGGCCUGUUUUCUUCAUACAGCAAGGAAUCUGGAGGUGGCUGUACAGCUGCUCAAGGAAGUAUUUCUUCUCUACCGGUUUUAAUAUGUGGUUUUCUUCCUUAUGAUAAAAUGAUGACUGCUUGGGCCUUGUGCCCAUGUUUCGGGAAGGACCGAGGGAAGGGACGAAGGGCGAAAGACACAGGAAAAGGAACACUCAUCCUAAGUCGAACUCGGAAGACGGCUGUGUAGGAAAAGGAGACUGGAAGAAGAAAAAUAAGUAUUUCUGGCAGAACUUCCGAAAGAACCAGAAAGGAAUAAUGAGACAGACUUCAAAAGAAGGACACAGAGGACCAUCAGCCGACGGAGCCUUGGAAUGCUUGUCUGCUCUAGGAGAAGACGUGGGCUAUGUUGCAAGCGAGAUAACCAUGAGUGAUGAGGAACGGAUUCAGCUGAUGAUGAUGGUCAAGGAGAAGAUGAUCACCAUUGAGGAAGCGCUUGCGAGGCUCAAGGAGUAUGAGGCCCAGCACCGGCAGUCAGCGGCCUUGGACCCUGCCGACUGGCCAGACGGUUCUUACCCAACAUUCGAUGGCUCGUCAAACUGCAAUUCAAGAGAACAAUCAGAUGAUGAGACCGAGGAGUCGGUGAAGUUUAAGAGGUUACACAAGCUGGUCAACUCCACUCGCAGAGUGAGGAAGAAACUGAUCAGAGUGGAAGAGAUGAGAAAGCCCAGCACCGAAGGCGGGGAGGAGCACCUGUUUGAGAACUCCCCGGGCCUGGAUGAAAGGUCCGCCCUUUACUCUGGAGUGCACAAGAAGCCAUUUUUCUUUGAUGGCUCUCCUGAGAAACCUCCGGAAGAUGAUUCAGACCCUCUCACCACUUCUCCGUCGUCCAGCAGCCUGGAUACCUGGGGAGCCGGCCGGAAGUUGGUCAAAACCUUCAGCAAAGGAGAGAGCCGGGGCCUGAUCAAGCCCCCCAAGAAGAUGGGGACGUUCUUCUCCUAUCCAGAAGAAGAAAAGGCCCAGAAGGUUUCCCGCUCCCUGACGGAGGGCGAGAUGAAGAAGGGCCUCGGGUCCCUGAGCCAUGGGAGAACCUGCAGUUUCGGAGGAUUUGACUUGACGAACCGCUCUCUACACAUUGGCAGCAACAAUUCUGAUGCAAUGAGUAAAGAAGGAGAUUUUGUGUACAAAGAAGUUAUCAAGUCACCCACUGCCUCCCGCAUCUCUCUUGGGAAAAAGGUGAAAUCAGUGAAAGAGACAAUGAGGAAGAGGAUGUCUAAAAAAUAUAGCAGCUCUGUCUCUGAGCAGGACUCGGGCCUUGAUGGCAUGCCUGGCUCCCCUCCAUCUUCACAGCCAGAUGGCGAACACAUGGACAAGCCCAAGCUCAAAGCCGGAGGUUCUGUGGAGAGUCUGCGCAGUUCUCUGAGUGGGCAGAGCUCGAUGAGUGGUCAGACAGUAAGUACCACUGAUUCCUCAACCAGCAACAGGGAGAGUGUCAAGUCGGAAGACGGUGAUGAUGAGGAGCCCCCCUAUCGGGGCCCCUUUUGUGGGCGCGCCAGGGUGCACACCGACUUCACGCCUAGUCCCUACGACACAGACUCGCUCAAGCUCAAGAAAGGAGACAUCAUCGAUAUCAUCAGCAAGCCACCCAUGGGCACCUGGAUGGGUCUGUUGAACAACAAGGUCGGCACAUUCAAGUUCAUCUAUGUAGAUGUGCUAAAUGAGGAAGAAGAGAAGCCCAAGCGCCCCACCAGAAGGAGGAGAAAAGGAAGACCACCCCAGCCCAAAUCUGUGGAAGAUCUCCUUGAUCGGAUCAACCUGAAAGAGCACAUGCCCACUUUCCUGUUCAAUGGGUACGAAGACCUGGACACCUUUAAGCUCCUGGAGGAGGAAGACUUGGAUGAGUUGAAUAUCAGGGACCCGGAACACAGGGCUGUUCUCCUGACAGCAGUGGAACUGUUACAGGAAUAUGACAGUAACAGCGACCAGUCAGGAUCCCAGGAGAAGCUGCUGGUGGACAGCCAGGGCCUGAGUGGAUGCUCUCCGCGAGACUCAGGAUGCUAUGAAAGCAGUGAGAACCUGGAACACGGCAAGAGUCGGAAGCCUGGCCUUCUCUCUGUCAAGUCGUCGGCGGAGUCCAGCUUAAAGUCUUUCAACAGGAACGAGCUGGGCAACUACCCAACCCUGCCUUUAACGAAGUCCGCCGACGCACUGAAGCAGGGGGAGACGGCCAGGCUGGGCAGUGGUCUUACCCCGCACGCUUCCAAGUGCUGUGAGCAGCCGUGGGGCACUGGUUUGAACCAAAACCGAAGAAGCCUCCCUGUUGCCAUCUGUCGGAGCUGUGAGACCCUGGAGGGCCCCCCGACUGUGGAAACUUGGCCCCGAUCCCACUCCCUGGAUGACCUUCAAGGAGAGCCUGCUGCUGAGAAGGAUGUGCCUGGCGAGGUGACGGACCCCUCCCCUCAGACUGUACCACAAGUGCCACAGAAGACAACCCCCUCCGUCGCAAAGGUUCAAAGCCCCAAACGAGGUCCUGCUGUUGACCAUGCACUGCUACUGACCCAAAGCAAGAGAGGUUCUGAGCCUCCGAAGACAGCUACUAAGAAACCGGAUGGCUCCAUAGCCUCUUCGCGUGGCGCAUCACCUCCUCCGUGUUUGCCCAAAAACUACGAUGCUCAGCCUCCUGGAGUUAAACACACUUUAACAAGGACGCCUCUGGAGGGUCACAGGAAAGGACUCGAUUUUGAAGGCACAUGUUCCCCCCCGGGCACCAAAGAAGGCCUAGAGGCCGAGCCGAGGGGCCCCGAGGCAAGAACACAGGCAAAGCAUCCUGCCCAGCCUCCGCCCGUUCCUGCCAAGAAGAGCCGAGAGCGCCUGGCCAACGGACUCCACCCUAGCCCUCCUGGCCCCGACGCGCCAAGCCUGCCCGCGAAGAGGGGCAGCCCCGGUGACUGUCACUCGCCUCCGGCUUCCAGGCCUCCCUCGGGACAGGAGCCUGGCAGCCCCCCGAGCACAAGACCACCGCCCUGGCUCUCCGAGCUCCCGGGGAGCACAAGCCUCCAGGAGCACGGCGUGAAGCUGGGCCCGGCUCUGACCAGGAAGAUCUCCUGCGCUCGGGGAGUGGAUCUGGAGAUGCUCACGGAAAACAAGUUACGAGCUGAAGGCAUCGAUCUCACCGAGGAGCCAUAUUCGGAUAAGCACGGCCGCUGUGGGAUCCCUGAAGCCCUGGUGCAGAGAUACGCCGAGGACUUAGAUCAGCCCGAGAGGGACGUCGCCACCAACAUGGACCAGAUCCGCGUGAAGCUGCUGCGGAAGCAGCACCGCAUGGCGAUCCCAAGUGGUGGGCUCACAGAAAUCUGUAGAAAGCCCCUCUCUCCCGGAUGCGUUUCGUCUGUGUCCGACUGGCUGGUCUCCAUCGGUCUGCCCAUGUACACCAGUGCUCUCACCGAAGCCGGGUUCAGCACACUGGGCCAAGUGCCUUCUCUGUCCCACACUUGCCUUCAGGAGGCCGGCAUCACGGAGGAGAGACACAUAAGCAAGCUCGUGUCUGCAGCCAGACUCUUCAAACUGCCACCAGGCCCCGAGGCCAUGUAGCCAGGCCCGUAACAGAGCUCCCUGGACCAGAGCCACCCUUUCACUGUGCUUAUGCUAAUGCAAUUCCUCCUCCUCGGGACAUGCAGACCAGAUCCAGAAGAAAGGCCCAGUGUAUGGCCACACAGAGCACGAAACCUUGGCACGGGACUGAUGACCCUCUCUUCUCCAGAAAAGCCCCCUUGAGGACAUUGGUGUGGUUCUCUUUGACCCCCAAAGAAAAGACAAGCACUUAGUUUUAUUUUCAGAACACAGAAGAACCAGGAUGCCAACUUGCCACACAUGCUGUGCCUCCAGUCUGUCUUGGUGCGCUGGGAGAGGGCUGGGAGCAGAGGGAGGGGCAGCCGGUUUCGCUUCUGAGAACGCCCUUGCCCUUCCGUCUGUCACCCUGCAGGAUACCUGAGGGCCAGACGGGCUUCAGCUAGGCCAAAGUGACAGACUCGGGAGUUCAUUGGACACUAUUGACCAUGCCUGUUUGUUCAAAAGUAAGAAAAUCUGGCUGCACUAGGGAAAAAAAGAAAAAGUCCUGUUCUCCUUCAAGUAAACAAGAGACAUUUUAAUAAUUGCUUUCUAGCAAUCAGCUUUUAUUUGCCUUAACGUAAGCUUUGAAGCAGUUAUCCUAGUGUUCACUACCCUGUAACCAUAGUUUCCAGUCUUCAGCUUAGACUGCCAUCUAACAUGUGAGAUGUUUUCAGCAAAACAAAACAAAACAAAAAUGGGCUUUUCUAAUUGCCUCACUCUAACAUGGCUCAUUUUGUAGGGGUUUAUCAGGCACAAAGUUCAUGUUGGCUUUCAGUUCUUACACUAACCACAAAUCCAGUAAGAAGCUAUCUGAAAUUCCGAGAUCAGGUGUGUAUGUGAGUGUGCAUGCAUGUGCGUGCGUGUGUGUAUGUGUGUGUAUAUAGUAACUACCUUCACUCUAAUCAGUUUAGUUUUGUUUACCACGUUGGUCAUCGAGCUGCAGGAUUGACUUGGACUCCUGACCACGUCCAUCCCAAAAUUCAGUUGUCAGCUAACAGAUUAGCUUUGCAAAGUCAUUGUAAGGUUGAAUAUUUCAGAGAGAUGUUUUUAAAAGGGAAGCAGUUUAUAAGAUAUUUUAAAAGGUUUUUUUUUUUCCACUUUUAUAAUUCAGGUAUCGUUCUCCUUCCUUAUUGAGAUAAUUCUUUUAAUUUGGAUGAAAGUUCACUUUGGAGCCAAACCACGUUAGCCAUGUAUUAAGUUAACAUUUGUCUAUUUUCAAUUGUUUUCCAACUGAUUGUAGUGUUUUCCAUCCUCUUUUAGUCUGGUGUCUGAUUUUUCUAGCACAUAAGAAAUUUAGGCCACUAAAUUAAGGUUUCUGUUGCUUACUAAAUGAGUUUCCUUUACAUUCUUAAUCAUGAGAACUAUUUUAAGCACUGAAUGUGAUCAUUUGCAAUAGAAACAUUCUGAACACAAAGCCUUGAUCAAAAGCUCUUAAACAUUUCAUCUACUCAUUAAAACGAUUUCCCUCGGGGGGUGGGGGGGAGUGAUUUCAUUUAUAAAGCCAUCUUCAGCAUUUGCUCUCUGUACUUGGAUCCAAGUUUCUGAGGAAAGGAAUGUUCUCAGGUGAUAUAUUUUUUCAUGCUUUGGUACACAUUUAAAAAAUAAAUGUCUCUUCAACAAUAAUAGUCACCUUCUAUAAGAUGCCAUGUGAAGAAGUUGUGGAAAUGCAGAAUAAAAAGCUCAAGCUGCCAAUUUUCUACUGAAAUCUUAAGAACGGCCCAUCUUUGCCACGUCGGGUUGUGCGCACAGCCCCCGCGGAGUGUAACUCGGCCGCAGGGCUACCUGUGACCACGCGCGGAGGCGUCUCACGCUGUGGUGGCCGUGGGUGCGAGGACACGCUCCGCAUCCUGCUGCCCAGUGCCUUGGCCUGACCUGCGAUCCUGCUCAUCGUUUAAGCUGACCACACCCAAGUCACGAAAUCUCGGUAAUAGAGGAAGAAGAGAAAUCUCAGUGUUAGUUCAUUUUCAGCGUAAGAUUUCCAUUUCAGUAAAAGUGGCACCAGAAAAGGGAACGUUCUGGAGUUGAGUUUUUUAAGAAUGCCAAACCAUAUUUUUGUCACUCUUCUUUGGAAGUCAUCACCUUUGCAUAGAAAAAUCAAAUUCAGGGACCAUGAAUGAUUUUCAGCAGGAAGAUCUUCCUGAUAGGGGGUCUGAUGAGGUUUUUACUUCAUUGUGCUUUAAAAACAAAAAACAAAAAAACAACAAAAAAACCCUUUUUAAAAUUGUUAGUAUUUGUUUGGUCUUCUUUUGCUUUAAACUUUUAAUUUGAUCCUAGAAAAGUCUGAAUGUGUGUGAGUGACAUUUGACUACGGUGGUUUCGGGGCUGCCUGUCAGAAGACAGGUGUUAGGCUUCAGCAAUAUCCGGUUUUAAUCAGUUGCACUUGGUACCGAAUGUUGAGGAAGGGUGAAAAGUGUAGUCUUUGGAAAGCACAAAAGAAACCUAGAAAGGCAGUUUGGCUCAGGUAGCUACACAUCCGUUGUGUGUAAUUUUUACUUUAAAGCUGUCUAGAGGAAAUGCAGCCAGCCCCAACUACUAUUUACAUUCCCAGAUAACCAAGAAGCAGGUGGAUUUUCAUGGCCUUCCCUUAGCAGCCCUUUUUCUCUGUCCUGAUCCCUGGUGUGGGUGAAAUUGGAAAUUACUAGUCUAUUGCAAACCAGUUCCUGACAUAGCAAAAUUUGCUUUCAUGACUGCAGCAAAAGAAAUCCGUUCACCAAGUCAGUGCUGCAUGCAUGUACUGUAUUAUUUUCAGAAAAUAUAGUAGUCUUGAGUCCGAGUUAUCUUGAUUUUAAAUUGAGAGAGAAAACAAACUGUCAAGUUAUAUAACAACUAACAACAUUGCACUUUCUGUAUAUGAAAUCAAUAUUUAAAUAACUUAUUUUUCUCCAUUGCUGUUCUUAAACAUUGUAAGUAGCUGUAAUAUACCAGUCCCAAUAUGUCCUUGCGAUUGCUUCAGCCCAGGAAAGCUGUGUAUUGUUUUAAAAAUUGUAAAAAUUAUUGUGAUGAUUCACUUAGCAGAGAGAAAGGUGGACAGAAAGGUUUUCCUAUGUAUCAAGACUUGUCUAUAAUUAUGUCAUCUAUGUACCUAGAAAAAAAAUAAAUUUCUUCAGUUGA
This is a messenger RNA of Mirounga angustirostris (Northern elephant seal), 8049 nucleotides long. RefSeq names its product SAM and SH3 domain containing 1 (gene SASH1). Gene Ontology annotation, molecular function: mitogen-activated protein kinase kinase kinase binding. Gene Ontology annotation, biological process: positive regulation of JUN kinase activity; positive regulation of non-canonical NF-kappaB signal transduction. NCBI's taxonomy places the organism in Eukaryota, Metazoa, Chordata, Mammalia, Carnivora, Phocidae. The record is from RefSeq and is a predicted model, not a curated record. Bases 1486 to 4920 code for a protein of 1144 amino acids. The transcript has 18 exons.